This is a messenger RNA of Betta splendens (Siamese fighting fish), 3130 nucleotides long. RefSeq names its product limb development membrane protein 1-like (gene lmbr1l). Gene Ontology annotation, molecular function: transmembrane signaling receptor activity. The transcript is spliced from 17 exons. The record is from RefSeq and is a predicted model, not a curated record. Gene Ontology annotation, biological process: receptor-mediated endocytosis; signal transduction. Bases 129 to 1607 code for a protein of 492 amino acids. Lineage: Eukaryota; Metazoa; Chordata; Actinopteri; Anabantiformes; Osphronemidae.
CGGAGGGAGCGGCGUGCGGGCUCAGCUGGGCGAGCGGCUUCCCCCGAGAGGAUGCGCCGACUUUUAACUUUUUAAACUGCGGCCCCAGCAGCGCGUUCGAGCCGGAGGCACUGUAAUGGUUUCGGAGGAUGGAAACGGACGACGUGUCGGUUCGAGAGCAACUUUUCCACAACCGUGUGCGGGAGACCAUAAUAUGUGUGCUCCUCUUCAUAUGCCUUUACAUAGUGUCCUACCUCAUACUGACCCACUUCAAGAAGAAUGCAGAGUUUGCAACAGAUGAUGUUGAAGACGCCACAGUCAACAAAAUUGCACUGUGGCUGUGUACGUUCACCCUGUCUGUUGCCGUGUGUGCUGUGCUCCUUCUCCCAAUCUCAAUUCUGUCCAAUGAGGUCCUGCUCACAUUCCCACAGAGCUACUACAUGCAGUGGCUUAAUGGAUCUCUAAUCCACGGCUUGUGGAACCUAGUCUUCCUGUUCUCCAAUUUGUCCCUGGUGUUUCUCAUGCCCUUUGCCUACUUCUUCACCGAGUCUGAAGGAUUCGCAGGGUCCAAAAAGGGGGUUAUGGCCCGCGUGUACGAAGCCGUCGUUCUGCUGUUGCUCCUGGCUCUGCUUGUGCUGGGCAUUGUGUGGGUGGCAUCAGCCAUUCUCCACGACAACAUAGCCAGAAAAAGCCUUUAUGACCUGUGGGAGUAUUACCUUCCCUACCUUUACUCGGGCAUCUCAUUGUUUGGAGUGCUGCUGUUUUUGUUGUGCACACCCUUUGGGUUGUCACGAAUGUUUAGUGUGAUUGGCAGCCUACUGGUCAAGCCUCGGCUGUUGGAAGACGUAGAAGAUACGCUAAACUGCACCACGUUUGAGGAAGACUCACUUUCCAGGAAACUGAGCUGCGACAGCACAACAUUUACCGUCAAGGUCAACAAGGAGGCUCUCAAAACAGAGUAUGAAACGGUCCAGAAUAAACGCCUGGCCCUUGAGAUGCGCAGAAAAGCGUCCCCAUGGCAAAGAAACGUGGGCUAUCCACUGGUCAUGCUCAUGCUCCUUGCAAUGACGGUUGUGUGCGUACUCAUGGUCUGCUUCAAUGUGCUGGAGCUGCUCCUGGAUGAGGCUGCUAUGCCCCGAGGAAUGGAGGACCCUCACCUUGGGAUGGCCUCUUUCUCCAUGUUCGGUUCCCUGGGUGCUGCCAUUCAAGUGGUCCUGAUCCUCUAUCUGAUGAUGUCCUCAUUGGUGGGUUUCUACAGUUCCCCCCUCUUCAUUGGCCUUCUGCCCCGUGCACAAGACACCAACCUUACUGAGAUCAUCGCUAACUGUGUGUCAUUGCUUAUCCUGAGCUCUGCACUGCCGGUGUUCUCACGCACCCUUGGAAUCACCCGCUUUGAUCUACUGGGAGACUUUGGUCGGUAUGACUGGCUGGGGAACUUCUACAUCGUUUUCCUGUACAACAUGCUGUUUGCUGGUCUCACCUCUGCCUCUCUGAUCAAAACCGUCACCUGGGCCGUUCAGAGAGAGCUGAUCCGUGCCUUUGGUCUGCACAGACUGCCUUUAAAGGUGUCACGCUCCGCCGACCCUUUUAGACUCUUACUGGCCAGUGGACUCUCUAAAAUCCAGUGAUUUCCCCUCCAGACCCCGUUCAUAAGCGCAACCACUUCAGAUGUGCAUCCACUGGGUUAAAGGCCUUCGCCAGGUGGAUGAGGGUCGAGAGGGUUUUCAGCGUGAGACUGGAGACGGUGAUGAGCCUGUUUACAUUGGGAGCACUGUUAGACGCUGAAGUCUUUGACCAGUAUAUUGAAUGCAAAGCACUGUGCUGGUACAGUUGACCAGGUCAUGGUUAUGGCUGGAGUGAGCAAAAAGGGAUCAAGCCAUGUUGCCUUCAGUGGACAGCGACAGACGUCCAGCAAACACGGUGCCUUAUUAAAAGAGGAUCUCCUGAAGAACCGUUGCUCGGUGACGGUGAAAGUCGGUAGUUAUUUUGAAAUAUUUCACUGCAGCUGUGACAUAAUUUCCUCUUCCUCCUCCGGGUCGGUUGCACGCUCUCUUUCUUCGUGGUUCCCAGUGCUUUUCUUUCUUAGGUCAUAGCACUGUUUUAAUUUUCUUCCGUGUGUCUGGUGAUCCAGCCAGCACUAGUGUUGUUUAAUAAAUGAGACAAAGUCAUUAACAAAAUGUAUGUUUGUAGAUGAACCGAUAGACAGGGAACAACGGUAUUUUUAUGAGACGUUUUUUUCAUUGAUGACUGCAAGCUUAUGGAGUCUGUGGACUAGUUUGUGACAAAAACAAACGUGGGCAGAAGCUUUACUUUAUCAAUACUCAUGAAGAGCAACAUCUGCCUUGAACCACUUUAACUGUGAAUUAAGACUUUGUAUGGGGAAGUGCAAUAUGUAAUAUUUACUACAGACACUUUAACUAUACUAGAAUUAAUUUGUAAACUGCUUUCCAUUCAUUUGUGUGUGAACAAUCUUUUGUGAAGUCAUUUCUUUAAUGGACUUUCGGUGAAAGCUUAGAAUAGUUAGGAGUAUUUUUAUUCAUUAUGCAACUGUGACUAACGGUCGAGACAAUCAUGUCAGUGUUUUGUUCUUUUUUUCUUCCUGUCAUAAGGACCAAAAUUCUAAUUUUCAUUUCCAGCAUCCGCCUCAACGUGUUACUAGCAGGUUAAUGGCUGCUGCUUUGGCCAGCAGGUGGCGCUGUUUCUCAAACCCAACAUGAUCUCUCUCGUAGUCCCUGCUGGUUUUCCAGCUCUUCCUGCCCCAACUCCUACUGAUUACCUUGACCAGGUGUAGUUAGUGAACGACAAGCUUGGAAAGCCAACUGACACACCUGAUCAAGGUAAUCAGCAGAGAGCUGGAAAACCAGCAGGGACAGUGGCCCUCGAUGGAACCAGUUUACCACUUUGAAAUUCUCUGGGAUUUUUUAACACAAAGUUGAUAGUUGGCUGUUAUUAUUUAUGGGGAAUUAUGUAUCUAUACUUCCUAUACUGACCUAUUACAAUUGUGAAUUGAAAAAAAUGACAUCUUUAGAGUUUUUCUCAAAGAUUUUUUUAAAAAGUGUUUAUUGUUUACAUUUAAAAUGUUUCAUAUUUUCCAUCUGAAAUUUUAACCAUUGUUUUGAGCAGAAGGCAAUAAAAGUGUCUUGUUUUUGAA